Phragmites australis (common reed) is the source of this 822-nucleotide messenger RNA. RefSeq lists its product as uncharacterized. The record is from RefSeq and is a predicted model, not a curated record. The coding region runs from base 131 to 415 and encodes 94 amino acids. NCBI's taxonomy places the organism in Eukaryota, Viridiplantae, Streptophyta, Magnoliopsida, Poales, Poaceae. The transcript is spliced from 2 exons.
CGAAAGCCUCUUUUAAAGCUCACGCAGACCACCCCGCCCACCUUCGUCGUCCUCCUCGAUCCUACCCCACGCGCCCUCGGUUUUCUUCAUCCAACCCCCCCCCCCCUCUCUCUCUCUCUCUCUGGCCGCAAUGGCCCAGCCGAGGUUUCUCGCUCUUCUCCUGGUCAUGGCCCUCCUCGCGCUCUCCUUCUCGCAAGGGGUGGUGGUGGAAGGGCGGAAGGUGCAGGUGAUGCGGGCGGUGCGGCGCUACGGGCGGCGUCAGUGGCGCUCGCCCCUCCUCGGCCGCCGCCUGCUGCCGCAGCGGGAGGAGGCGACGGCGUACACGUUGAUGGACUACGGGCCCCCGACGGCCAACACCAACACCCACGGCGGCAUGGUCCCGUCGCAGGACCCCACCUCGCCGCCGACCCACUGAUCGAUCCAUCCAUCGCCUGCUUACCGAUCUGCGUAGGUAAGCGUACAUGUACGUUCGUAUGGUCGUUAAUAUGGUGAUUGUGGUACAUGCAUGCAGAAGCAGAUGAGGGAUCACAAUAAGGUGUUCUUCUCCCUUUGGCGCGCAUGCGGUGUACGUACGUGUACCGUAUACAAGUACGUAUCCGUGCGUACUGUAGCUACCGGCGAGCUCGAAUGGGCUAGCACUCUAGCUAGAGUGGUGUGUUGAUGUGCUUGGUGAGAUGGAAACGUAAACCAUUUCAUUCCUGAUCACCCUUGUUCGUUCGUUUGUUUGGAAAAUUCCAAGUACCUGAUGAUGUGUUGGAUUUUCCCCCUUUGUACAACCGAUCGAUGAAUAUAUCUUUUGGAAUAUAAAUUCGUUAAUAAGCA